GGUUUCGCUCACAUUGUGCAAUAAAUUCUUGAUUAUUUCUUACUGUUAUGGUAGAGAUUUAUAUCUAAAAACCAAAAUUAUAUCCCUUUGAACCCUAUAAAAAGUUAUUGUGUGUCAAGUCCGUACAAAAACACAAAAAUGAGGCUAGUAGACUCGACGAAGUUGUUGGAACUUCAAAACAAACCCACAAAAAUUCGUAAUAUUUGCAUCGUGGCCCACGUGGAUCACGGGAAAACUACUUUGGCAGACUCUUUGAUAUCUAGCAAUGGUAUCAUAUCGCAGAGGAUGUCAGGCAAGCUUCGAUACUUGGACAGCAGGCCCGAUGAACAGGAGAGGGGUAUAACUAUGAAAAGUAGCAGUAUUGCCUUGUAUCAUGCUCUGGAUAAGGAGGAGUACCUUGUAAACCUCAUAGACUCUCCAGGGCAUAUUGAUUUCUCAAGUGAAGUGUCUACUGCAGUGAGAUUAUGCGAUGGAGCCAUAGUAGUUGUGGAUGUUGUAGAAGGUGUAUGCCCUCAAACAAGGCUUGCAUUAAAGCAGGCAUACUCUGAGAAUAUCCGGGCAGUUCUGGUACUAAACAAAAUUGAUCGCCUCAUAGUAGAGAUGAAGAUGACAGCCCUUGAUGCCUAUGUCCAUAUAACCCAGGUAAUGGAACAGGUCAAUGCUGUAAUGGGAGAGCUGUUUGCCUCUGAGGUGUUGGAAAAUGAGGAGACUUUGAUUGAUAAACAGCCUGAAAAACCCAGGCCUAAAGAAGACAAUAACUUCUAUGACUGGACCUCUGCUCUUGAAGAUGCUGAUGAUUCUCAGUUAUAUUUCUCACCAGAACAAGGGAAUGUGGUAUUUGCUAGUGCUAUUGACGGAUGGGGAUUUACUGUUCAUACGUUUGCUAAACUUUUUUCAGACAAGCUUGGUGUAAAAGAAGACUUAUUAAAAAAAGUUCUCUGGGGUGAUUUCUAUUUAAAUUCAAAAACUAAACGCUUUAUGAAAGGUGCACAAGAGAAAGCAAAAAAGCCCCUCUUUGUUCAAGUCAUAUUUGACAACCUCUGGAAUAUUUAUGAAACAAUCAUUCUAAGGAAUGACAAAGAUAAAGUGCCAGUGAUUUGUGAGAAGCUUGGUAUUAAACUAACAACUCGAGAUUUGAGGCAUACAGACAGCAGAAUACAAUUGCAGUCACUGAUGAUGCAAUGGCUACCGUUAUCAAAUACAGUAUUAGAUAUGGUCUGUACAAAACUGCCUUCGCCAAAAGAGAUUUUGCCAGAAAAGGUGGAAAAGUUGAUGUGCUCACGCAUUCGCGAUUUCGAUUCUUAUCACGAAGAAACAAGAAAACUUAAAGAUGACUUCCUAGCCUGUGAUAGUAGUAACGAUAGACCUGUGAUUAUUUUUAUAUCUAAAAUGUUUAGCGUCGAUAAAAGUGCUCUGCCUGAAAACAAACCAAAAACAUUAACGACAGAAGAAAUGGCUCUUAGAAGAGAAAAGGCCAGGCAAAUGCGCGAAGAACUUAAGAGUAAUGUUAAUUCUGAAUCUGUGGCAAAGGAAAAAGAAUCUGAAACAGAUUCAAAUAAUGCAGAAAAAUGUGCAGAAGAUGAAAAAGAAAAAGAAGAAGAAAACCAAACUGCAUUUAUAGCUUUUGCUAGAAUAUUUAGUGGUAGAGUUAAGAAAGGUGACCAACUUUACGUCCUUGGUCCGAAACAUGAUCCCUCCCAAGUACUUAUUAAAAAGGACCUUCAAAUAGAUCCUAAUAAGAAAUUGAAAGACUUGCAAAGCGACGAACAUAUCACGUGUACCGAAAUAAAAUCGCUUUACAUAUUAAUGGGUAGAGAACUAGAAGCUAUUGAUGAAGCAGUUGCUGGUAGUAUUAUAGGCAUAGGUGGUCUAGAAGAUCACAUUCUGAAAACAGCUACUUUAAGUAGCACUAUAUCAUGUCCAUCGUUUAGUGAGAUACAGUAUGCUGCCGUGCCGAUUCUAAGGGUUGCCGUGGAACCGACAUAUCCGUCACAACUACCUCAGUUAGUUAAAGGUCUUCGACUACUUAAUCAAUCGGAUUCCUGUGUGCAAGUACUGUUACAAGAGACAGGAGAGCACGUUUUGGUGACAGCUGGCGAAGUACAUUUACAAAGAUGUCUUGAAGAUCUCAAGAACUUAUACGGAAAAAUACCGAUAACAGCAUCAGAACCAAUAGUUCCAUUUAGAGAAACGAUAGUAGAACCGCCAAAACUAGAUAUGGCUAAUGAAGAAAUUGACUCACAAAACAUUGAUAAAGCCAACGAAACAGUUAAAGAACCAUUGAUAACAGUACAUACUAUUAAUAAACAAAGUACUAUAAAAAUACGAGCAAGACCUUUGCCAAACGAAAUUACUUUAUUAUUAGACAGGUCCUCAGAUCUAUUGAAAGCUAUAUCGCAACACAUAAAAUUUUUACAAGGAAUAUCUAAAAACGAUAAAUUAGAUAGCAAAUUAGACGAAUUGCAAAUAAAUGGAAAAAAUCAACUCUCAGAUAGAAUGUUGAAACUUAUAGAGGCAUUUAAGUUGGAGUUGCAAAAUAUUUGCUCGAAAUUAGGGUCGGAAUGGAAGGAUGUGGUUAGGCAAAUUUGGUCAGUGGGCCCUAGGAAUUGUGGUCCAAAUUUGCUUUUAAACCAAACACCAGAUUACGCGACUAAGUUCCUUCUUCACGAGAAAGAGUUGAAGGAAGACCCUAGGUUUGAAUACGAGAGUAGUUUCGUGAAUGGCUUCCAAUUGGCUUCGCUUUCGGGACCACUUUGUGAUGAGCCUAUGAUGGGUGUCGCGUUUUGUGUUGAAGAAUGGACUUUAGAUAAAGGCGAAGAAGAUACAACUUACACGUACGGACCUUUGUCAGGCCAAAUAAUGUCAGCAGUUAAAGAGGGGUGCAGGAAAGCGUUCGAAGCUCAACCUCAAAGACUAAUGGCGGCAAUGUACUCGUGUGAUAUCGUCGUCGACCAAAAAGUAUUAGGUAAACUGUACGCAGCGCUGGGCAAGCGAGCCGGCAGGGUGGUUGGCAGCGACUUGCAGAGCGGCUCGGCGUCAUUCCGCGUCCGGGCGCUAAUGCCCGUCGCCGAAAGCUUCAAGUUCGCGCUCGAACUGCGCACGCACACGUCCGGCCUCGCUGCGCCGCAGAUGAUGUUCAGUCACUGGGAGGUAAUCGACAUCGAUCCAUUCUGGAGACCGCGAACAGAAGAGGAGUAUCUGCACUGGGGUGAGAAGUGGGACGGUGUGAACCGAGCCAAAGCCUACAUGGAUGCUGUCAGGACAAGGAAGGGCCUGGCUACUGACAAACACCUGGUGCAGCAUGGGGAGAAGCAGAGGACCUUGUCUAAGAAGAAAUAAAUAAUGGUUAUCAUGCUUAGCACCAUUGUUGGACUUCGAGACUCAUGCUUCAGGCCAUAAGUCCGUAUUAUGGUGAUAUUUAAACUGAUUGAAUUUUCUAACCCAAAUAGAAUGUUUAACAAUGAUUGGUAGUCGAGCUAGUACAAUCAAAGCUCUUUGGACCUUUCAUAAAAGGUUUGUCAAUUUUCAAAAUCUCAGGCCGACAAUAUGUGCGUCAGAAACUGCGGUUAGGAGUAUUUGGAUUUAAAUGGAAUAAAAUCACGCCCUGAGGUUGAUCAAGUCCGCACCUUUUGUGCGGAUAGCAAAAAGUCGGAUGUUCUCCUUUUGUUUUUUUAUAAUGUUUGUAACUAUCAACCAAUUAGGACCAAAAUAUUUAAAAAAUUCCAUAUUUAUUUCCGUUUCUUUGACGAUUCGCUAGGUGCUGUUUUAUUUUAGAAGUUCCCAUUUAAAUUUUCUUUUACUUUGGCUCUGGUUUUUUCGUAAAUUAGUCAGUAACUAUAGUCACUUUAUAACAAAGAAGGUUAUAAUAUGGAUAAAAAAGUAGUCAAAAGUCAAAAAUAUCUUUAUUCAAGUAUCUUUAUCUUUA
Molecule: messenger RNA, 3925 nt
Organism: Pararge aegeria (speckled wood butterfly)
Lineage: Eukaryota; Metazoa; Arthropoda; Insecta; Lepidoptera; Nymphalidae
Product: elongation factor-like GTPase 1
Exons: 11
Coding region: 139-3339 (1066 amino acids)
Biological process (GO): cytosolic ribosome assembly
Cellular component (GO): ribonucleoprotein complex; cytosol
Molecular function (GO): GTPase activity; GTP binding; ribosome binding
Source: RefSeq, a predicted model, not a curated record